This is a messenger RNA of Benincasa hispida (wax gourd), 1056 nucleotides long. RefSeq names its product ribosomal protein L7/L12 domain-containing protein. Gene Ontology annotation, molecular function: mRNA binding; structural constituent of ribosome. Gene Ontology annotation, cellular component: mitochondrion; ribosome. The record is from RefSeq and is a predicted model, not a curated record. Lineage: Eukaryota; Viridiplantae; Streptophyta; Magnoliopsida; Cucurbitales; Cucurbitaceae. Gene Ontology annotation, biological process: translation.
AUUGUUUUUUAUUUCUUUUUUGGAGAAACGAAUUGGGAGCCCUAAUUUCCCAUUGCCAUUGAUCUGCAGCACUGUAUCUCUGAAGCUCACUCACCUCCAUUUCUGGACGAGAUUGAAGCUUCUUCAGCCAUUAUCAUCGGUAAUCCACCAAUCCUCACGGCGCACUUCAAACCACCACAUUCCCUGCCUUAGCGCCUAUUUCUCAUCUCAUAGCGCCACUGACUUGCCCUUCUGAAAGCCAAAAAUGGGUUUGAACUAAAUAGCUUGCUACCUCAAGGGGGAAGUUAAUUUGGCAACUUGAGAAAUGCACUUAGUUUUAAGAAUAAGGCAUCUCCUACCCAAUGUGUUUGCAAACACCAUUCGCUCUCCUGCAGUUGCCCUCAAUCCUCUCAACAUAAAUGGAUUACAUAGAAAUUAUGCUCAACCUGCUCGGAUAGAGGAUGAAGAGGAAGAGUUGGAAAUUGACCAGAGAAGGCUUCCAGCUGAUUACGAUCCUGCUAAUUUUGAUCCAACACAGCAUCGUAGUCCUCCAACUGAUCGUGUUUUUAGGCUUGUAGAUGAAAUAUCUGGACUUACAUUAGUUGAAGUUGCUGAAUUAUCUUCCAUUUUGAGGAAAAAGUUAGGAAUGACAGACAUGCCAGUUGUUGGAGUUAUGAAACCAGGAGCUGCCGGAUUGGCUGGAAUGGCAAUGAAAGCAUCAUCAUCAGCAACUGCUAAGGAGGAGAAGAAGGCAGAAAAGACUGUUUAUGAGCUGAAACUAGAGUCGUACGAAGCGUCUGCAAAGAUUAAAAUUAUCAAGGAAGUAAGAAGUUUCACUGAUUUAGGUCUCAAAGAGGCAAAGGAUUUAGUGGAGAAAACCCCGUCGGUGUUGAAGAAGGGACUAUCAAAGGAAGAGGGUGAAAAAAUAAUUGAAAAGAUGAAGGCACUUGGUGCAAAAGUGAUCUUGGAAUGAAUGUAUGCUUUCGGUCAUCCCAUCCACUGUCUCUCAUGUUAUUUUGUUCUUGCUUCGUUAGACUUGAUGCUUUUUAUAAUAAUAUCUUGCAAUUUUCAUGUCUU